UCGGGGACCCAGCCCCAGCUGCAGAUCCAGGGCAUCGGGUUUGACCGCACACUUGGAGGUUUGGAGAUGGAGCUCCGUCUCCAGGACCACUUGGCGAAACUCUUCAACGAUCAGCACCCUUCGAAGGACGUGCGAAAGAAUGCCCGGGCCAUGGCCAAGCUGCUGAAGGAGGCCAACCGCCUGAAGACCGUCCUGAGCGCCAACGCCGACCACAUGGCGCAGAUUGAGGGGCUGCUAGAUGACAUCGACUUCAAGGCCAAGGUCUCAAGGCAAGAAUUCGAGGACUUGUGCUCUGACUUGUUCCAGCGAGUCCCAGGCCCCGUGCAGCAGGCUCUGAGCAGCGCGGAGAUGAGCCUGGAUGGAAUCGACCAGGUGAUUCUGGUCGGCGGUGCCACGCGGGUCCCCAAAGUGCAGGAGGUUUUGCUGAAAGCGGUGGGCAAGGAAGAGCUGGGCAAGAACAUCAACGCCGACGAGGCCGCCGCCAUGGGAGCCGUCUACCAGGCAGCUGCUCUGAGCAAAGCCUUCAAGGUGAAGCCCUUCGUCGUUCGGGACGCCGCCCUGUUUCCCAUCCAGGUGGAGUUCACCCGCGAGGUGGAGGAGGACGAUAAAUCCAAGAGUCUGAAGCACAACAAGAGGAUCCUGUUCCAGCGCAUGGCGCCCUACCCGCAGCGCAAGGUCAUCACCUUCAACCGCUACACCGACGACUUCGAGUUCUAUGUCAACUACGGGGACCUGUCGUUCCUGAGCGAGGGUGACCUGCGGGUUUUUGGUUCUCUCAAUCUCACCACCGUGAGGCUGAAGGGGGUUGGGGACAGUUUCAAGAAGCACCCGGAUUAUGAAUCCAAAGGCAUCAAAGCUCACUUCAACAUGGAUGAGAGUGGAGUGCUCAGUCUGGACCGGGUGGAAUCCGUGUUUGAGACGGUGGUGGAGGAGAAGCCGGAGGAGGAGUCGACGCUGACAAAACUUGGGAACACCAUCUCGAGCCUCUUUGGGGGUGGUGGCCCUACGCCAGGGACUGGCGAGAACCUGACGGAUUCGGUCCAGGAAGAAGAGGAGAGCAUCGCCGAAACAGGGAAAGAAGAGCAGGGGGAGAAGCAAGAGCAGAGAAGCAGCGCAGAGGAUGCCGGUGGAGAGCAGGGAGAAGGGAAACAGGAGUCUCCGGGUCAGGGGGAUGCUGUCCCUCCGAAGGCAGAGUCCCAGAAACGGGAAGACGGCGAGAAAACGGAGUCUCAGGAUCCCAAAGAAAACAGGGAAAGCGCCAAAGAAGAAGAACCGUCCAAAGGUUCGGGUGAGGGCACAGCUACCAAAACGGAGGAGGAGAAGAAGCUCAAAGCUCCCAAGAAGCAGAAGGUUGUCCACGAGAUCUCCAUGGAGCUGGAAGUGAGCGACGUGCCCGACCUGCCGGCGGAC
This is a messenger RNA of Eurypyga helias (sunbittern), 1410 nucleotides long. Its product is annotated as hypoxia up-regulated protein 1-like. Lineage: Eukaryota; Metazoa; Chordata; Aves; Eurypygiformes; Eurypygidae. Gene Ontology annotation, biological process: endoplasmic reticulum unfolded protein response; cellular response to hypoxia; negative regulation of hypoxia-induced intrinsic apoptotic signaling pathway. Gene Ontology annotation, molecular function: ATP-dependent protein folding chaperone; ATP binding. The annotation marks the transcript as partial. The record is from RefSeq and is a predicted model, not a curated record. The transcript is spliced from 11 exons. Gene Ontology annotation, cellular component: endoplasmic reticulum chaperone complex.